Molecule: messenger RNA, 3516 nt
Organism: Rhododendron vialii
Lineage: Eukaryota; Viridiplantae; Streptophyta; Magnoliopsida; Ericales; Ericaceae
Product: ATP-dependent Clp protease ATP-binding subunit CLPT1, chloroplastic-like
Exons: 6
Coding region: 147-746 (199 amino acids)
Source: RefSeq, a predicted model, not a curated record
UUCUUCUAUCUUCAACCUCCCCAAAAAAGAGGUUCUUCUAUCAACUCGCGGAAAUCCUUCGACUGCUCUUCUUCCACAGAUGCUGUAAACGAGCCAAGCACAGAGCUUUCGAAAUCCCCCUAGGAAACUAGGGUUUCUGCAAAUUAAUGGCCGCCCACACCAUUUCAGCACUAGCAAUCCCACCUUGCUGUAGAAAAACCGACGAUUAUCCAUUCCGUCAUUCACUGAAUCUCCAUCCAUACAACUUGGUCGUAAGUUCCCUAAUCGGACGCAAUCUCUCGCUCCGGACAACCAACGCCCGCCGCGGAGUCUUAAAGCACCGCCGUCCAGCCGUCGCAGCGGUCUCGCUUAGUCUCCCAACUGAGAAACCAGAGAGGGCUUCUUCUGAGAAACUGCCAAAAUGGUCAGCAAGGGCGAUUAGGGCGUUUGCGUUGGGGGAAGUAGAAGCUUACAAGCUUAAGUAUCCAAAAAAAGGGACUGAAUGUCUUUUGAUGGGCAUCUUGGCUGAGGGAAACAGUACCGCUGCAAAAUAUUUGAGGUCAAAUGGAAUAACAUAUUACAAGGUGCGAGAAGAAACUAUUUAUUUACUUGGAAAAUCUGUCGAAGGCUAUGAGUCUCCUUGGGAACCUCCAUUGACUGAUCCAGCUCAGAGAGCCAUCGAUUGGGCCAUUGAUGGGAAACUAAAAUCAGAUGAGGUUGCGAGAAAGUCGGAAAAAUUUGUGGAGAACCUCAAAGGUGGAGGUUGAACAAAUGAUGUACUCCAUUAACCAGAGGUCCAGAGUUAAAGAUAUCCCGAUAUUUUCUGUUGCUUUUACUCCAUGGUAACAAAGUCCUAUGUGUAUGACUCGAGUUUCUUUUCAGGGGAAAGCACGGUCAGUUUUGCAGCAUGUGUUAGUCAACCGUUGGAACGUUUAUGGGCAGAUGUCCAUGCUACAACAGUACCUUAUGGGUCUCAUAGAUACCCCAAUAGGUCUUAGGAGGCUAGGUUUUUACUGCCAACAACAAGCGAGUAGGUAGUAAAUGCCAAUGUUGCUCGACAACUUUAGGUUCUAGAAAUAGCCAAAUAAAACAUCAAAAUGGGGAAUAUGGAUAGAGUUUAAGAAACAAAGAAGGGAGCUAGAUCCAAAGAUCCAAAUACAUCUAACAUCCACCUUAUACUUGUACAUUUCUAUCAUUCCCCUUUCAACUGUAUCUUCAUGUAGAAGGAACAUUUGUGUUUGCAAGUACUGUUCCACAGGUACCUCAAGAGUUGCGGUAUUCCAGGGAUUUGCGAAUCAGCUUUUAGUUCAUUUUGCUUUUUCCACUGGCUGUUUUUUCCUCUCUGCUUUUCAACUUUUGGGAACACUUUGGUUGAGAAUGGAAAACUUCGUUUGGAAGAAGAUGGGCACAUUAGGAGCCAAGUCCUACUAUUUUGGUGCUCAUCCCGUCUGACCUAGCUAGGUUGUAUUCAAAUGUCUAACCUUCCUGGCUCUGUACAUGGGUUAAAUCUUACGAGUUUCAAUAUUUCAUAGGCUUUUAGUUUGUGAAUUGCUUUUCAUUUAUCAAUCAGCUGGUUCUCAUUGAGGGUUCUAGCAUUCCUUUCAUCACCCCAUUGUUCCAGUGUCGCAGGAAUCAUUCUUCGAAAAACCAGACUGAUUUGCAUAGGCCCUCUUUUCCUGCCCUCGCUAUUUUAUCUUUAUGAAAGCUUGCUUACGGUAAACCAAACCGAACCAAACGAAGCCUCGCAUGAAUAAUUUUCCUGUAUUUUGCUUUGUCAAAUGCUUUUCAUUAUGGCUUUUGGUGGUAAUUUCUUUUGUUUAUUUGGCAUGAGUCCUUUAUGGGAUUCAGUUUCUGCUAUUUUAGUUUAAGUUUCUUAUUGGAAUAAUUUCGAUGCUAGUUUUUGCUAAUCCUAAUCAUUCCCAGUAGCUGUUGAAGUAAUCCUGCAGAAGUUAUCUGGACUUUGAAAGACUGGGCUUAGGUUAUUGAUGGAAAAAUCCUUCUGUUAGUUACAAUUCAUGAAGCUCUAGACAAGGACAGAACCAGGAUUUUCUAUAUGAGGGGGCUGGCCACAACAUGAAAAAUAAAAUUUUGAAAAUUUGAUGUUGAUGAAUAUAAAUAUAAAAUAUCUGAGUAACCAAAUAAUACCCAUUACAAAACACAAUAUCUAGGUGAUCUUAACAAACUAAAAACAACUAAGAGGUGAAAAAAUAAAAGUUUCUCAAUAGGUUAUACCUCAAGCAUGUGUCAAAAUGGAAUUUAAUGAUACCUUAGAUCCGAAAGUCAUCCAUGAUGAAGAUGGAACUAACUGUUCCGGUAAUUUCCUUCUCAAUAAAUAUAACCAAAGCAUUUGUGAAAAACUCAUCCUCCAUCCGAAGCAUGUGUUCUAACAAUAUUUAUAGUUGAAAAUGCCGUUUCUGAUCCACUAUUUUUAUUCAGUGGGGGCACCCGGUAUAAUUUUGAUAUUUAAACAAAAAAAUACUUAGAUAAUUAUGAAAAUCCGAAACCACGCGGGGGCUGUGGCCCCCAUUAGCCAAAGUGUGGUUCCGUCUUUGGCCCUAGACCUCCAGUUCUAAAAUACACUGAGUAAGUGUCAAAACAACAAGGAGCAGAAAAUUUCCACAGUUACUUUGGUUCUCACACUGCAUGAAACUUGAAGAUGCAUAGCAAGAUUCAGAUUAACCUCAGUGCCAUAGGAUAAUGUUGAACCAUGUUUUCAGAUUGCAGUAUGGCCUAGGAGUAAUGUUGUUGUGCUGUCUUCUGUGGAAAAAUUGAUUUUCUAAAGGGCAAACCCAAUGCACAAGGCUCCCGCCACUGUGGGGUCUGGGGAAAAAUUGUUUCUAGGUUGUUGGAAUUGUUUGUGAAUGAUCUGUGUGCUCAGUUUGCAGAAACCUGAUUUUUUUUCAAGAUGAAAUAAUAGUUAUAUCAAUGUUGUAGCCAUGCAGUCGCGUGGAUAUGUGUCAAUAAUAUUACUUUUAAGGGUUUUGUGACCACUUCUCUGGCUGCUAUUGUAGUGUCUUUCUCGUGCCUUUGGUGUACUUGGUGGUUUUGUUCUCAGAGUUGGACUAUGUUGACAACCUAAUUUUCAAGGAAAAAGGUGUAUUUUGAAUGUAAAACUCCGUGGACCACAUCUCUUGCUACUACAACCUUAAGACUCCCUUGGGUAUUUGUAGACGAACUAAGGAGAAAAAACAAGAAUGGCCCAACCCAUAGUGGCACGUCUGCGGCUGCUUUUUCUUUCACGCUAAUCUUUCAACUCUUUUGUGUGCAAGAAGCCAGUGCUGGUCACCACCCAUUGAAUUUAGGUGGACAAGGCUAUCAAGCCCAACCAAAGGCUCUGCCUAGAGAUCUCAAUUGGCAAUAUCUGUUAGAAAACUGACAAAUGCUCUAGGAGAUUAACCCUUAUUUUGUUUGAUACCGUGGCAAUUACUCUCUUUAAUGGCUUUUUCCAUAAUAUUGUAUUCAACCACAUUCAUGGGUUUGGUGUCCAGUUUAUGUAAGCUGAAAGAAUUCCGCUUCCCCUUUUAUUAAAUAUAUCAU